This is a messenger RNA of Cylicocyclus nassatus, 1005 nucleotides long. The record is from the annotation of a GenBank genome assembly. NCBI's taxonomy places the organism in Eukaryota, Metazoa, Nematoda, Chromadorea, Rhabditida, Strongylidae.
AUGGAUGGAACGAUCAAGCUCUCGAGCGGUGGCUCCAUGCCUAUCUUAGGCCUUGGCACGUGGCUGUCUGAAAACGAAGAAGAGCUGACUACUGCCUUGAAGGCAGCACUCGACGGUGGCUAUCGUCUCAUCGACACUGCUUUCAUAUACCACAAUGAAGCUGUCAUUGGAAAGGUGCUGCAGGAAUACUUCAAGAAUGGAAAACUUAAACGAUCGGAUAUAUUCAUUACUACGAAGCUUCCUUUCACGGCACACGCUCCGGAGGACGUGGCAAGGUGCUUUCAGAUGCAGUUGGAUGCGUUACAACUUGACUAUGUCGAUCUUUACCUCAUCCAUUGUCCAGUACCUGUUGAGAGGAAGAAAGAUAGUUUUGAAAUUGCGUUCGUUGAUGAUAUGCAGGUCUAUUCUACGGUAGACCAUCUCGAUACUUGGCGUGCCAUGGAAAAGCUGUACGACGCUGGAAAAGCAAAGGCUCUGGGAUUAUCCAACUUCAAUGCUAAACAGAUUCAACGUAUUUACGAUAAUGUCCGAAUAAAACCGGCAAAUUUACAGGUUGAGUGUCAUUUAUACUGGCCACAAAACGAAUUGUACGAAUUUUGCAAAGCGCACAACAUCUCCUUCACGGCUUACGCACCAUUAGGAUCACGUGCACACAAGAACUGGAAUCCUAACUUGAAAUGGGGAGAAUGCGACCCACUAACAGAUCCUACAGUAAAGGAACUAGCAGAGAAGCAUCAUAAAACUCCUGCGCAGAUACUACUGCGUUUCCUCAUCGAGCGAGGGAUGGCUGUCAUACCGAAAAGCGUCAAGCCGAAACGAGUCAAAGAGAACUCCGAUGUCUUCGAUUUUUCUCUAAGUGAAGAAGAGAUGCAGAAACUCACUUCUAUCAAGAUACGAACAAGAAUUUUUGUUUGGGAUCUCGCUAUCGGCCAUCCCUUCUAUCCCUUCGACGAUGUUGAUCAAUCUCAAUACAAGAAAGUCUCGUUGAAGGAAAAUAAUCAUUGA